Molecule: messenger RNA, 564 nt
Organism: Funneliformis mosseae
Lineage: Eukaryota; Fungi; Glomeromycota; Glomeromycetes; Glomerales; Glomeraceae
Source: the annotation of a GenBank genome assembly
AUGUCGAAACAAAACAAAGUACCGGAGGAUGUUUGGGAAAUACUUCAACAUAAAGACUUCAGUGUCCAGUCUCAGAAUGGAAUGGUCUUAUCAACAUGGAACGAAUAUUUUCUUCAAAAUAAUUCAGGAAUGAGAACGAUUAAAGCUUCCCACGAUUCACUACAAGCAGAACUAAAUCUAUUGAUUCAAAAUGGAGACAAAAGGAUUAAAGAAGUGAAGAAGGUGAUUUCAAUUCAAGGAGAACUUAAGGUUAUUUGUGCUACAUCCUGCUCCGAUGGUGUGGGAAAGAAGAGCGUCUGGUCUCCUGAGAAAUCAGUUAUGCAUCUUCCUCCUCCACCACAACGUCCUGCAGAGGUUAAACCUGUUGUUAAAAGAUCCGUUAAACAGAAUGAAGAAGCCAUAAAAGAACUCCGAAAUGAGAAUGUUUUAUUAAAUAAUCGAAUUGAUGUCCUUGAAAAGACAAUAAGUAGAGGUGAAUACGAUGAUCCUGCUUCUGAGGAAUCUAUGAGAGAAUCCAAAAAACAGAAGUUGGAUGAUGAGGUUAACUAUGAUUGGUAUAAGUAA